AACCAUUGAUAGACUUACAGCAGCGAGGCACUCGACAUGGUCGCCGUCACUUAUGAGCCGAGUCAGGCUGAUCAGGAGAGCUACAUCUUGUGUGCCGACUGCGGUACUGUUAUACCGUCCUCAAAUGGAGCUGGACUCUGUGUUGGUUGCCUGCGGAACAGUGUGGACAUCACGGAAGGUAUCCCGAAAGAAGCUACAUUGAACUUCUGCCGAGGAUGUGAACGGUUCUUGUCCCCACCUCAAUCAUGGGUCUACGCUCAGCCAGAAUCUCGAGAACUUUUGGCUCUAUGUCUGAAGAAGAUCUCCAGACCUCUCAUGAAGGUCAGGUUGAUAGAUGCCUCGUUUAUAUGGACCGAGCCACAUUCCCGCCGUGUGAAAAUCAAAGUCACGAUUCAGAAGGAGGUGAUGGCCAACACUGUGCUUCAGCAGACAUUCGUCCUUACCCUGGUUGUCCAUACUGGUCAAUGUCCUUCAUGUACUAAGCUGGCCGCGAAGAACACUUGGAAGGCGACGGUCCAGGUCAGACAAAAGGUCACGCAUAAACGGACAUUCUUCUGGCUUGAACAGCUCAUUCUGAAGCAUAAUGCUCACAAAGACACAACCACGAUCAAUGAGAAGCGAGACGGUCUGGAUUUCUUCUACAGCGAAAGGAAUAAUGCCAUCAAAAUGGUCGAGUUCUUAGCCGGAGUGGUGCCGGUCCGAACAAAGUCAUCAGAGCAGCUCAUUUCCUCUGACAAAAAGAGCAAUACUGCAAAUUACAAGUUCACCUACUCUGUGGAGAUCGUGCCGAUCUGUAAAGAUGACCUGGUCUGUGUGCCUCAGUCCCUUGCCAGAUCUUGGGGGAACAUCUCUCCACUGACCAUCUGCUCCCGAGUCGGCAAUUCGAUUCACCUUCUCGACCCUAUGACCCUCCAACAGACCGAUGUCACCGCUCCUAUAUACUGGCGUCAGCCUUUCGACUCCCUAGCCACUCAAUCCGAUCUGGUAGAAUUUGUCGUCCUCGAUAUUGAGCCCUCUGGUCCUCAGCGUGGCAAGUACAUGUUGGCAGAUGCGCAGGUCACUCGGGCCAACACCGGUGGAAAGCAUGACGAUGACGAGGGCAUGGGUGAUGACGGAAUCUACCACACGCGGACACAUCUCGGAGCACUCUUACAGCCAGGAGAUACCGUCUUGGGCUAUCACUUGACGAAUGCCAACUUCAACAGCGAAGAGUUCGAAUCCUUGGACAGCGGACGCAUACCAGAUGUGGUGCUUGUCAAAAAGACAUAUCCCAACAGGCGAAAGAAGGCUAGGCCGAGAAACUGGAAACUUCGAUCUAUUGCCAAAGAGGCAGAGGAUCCAUCGAACGAUCCAACGACAGUGGGCAGAGGAGCGCUUGGACGGAGAGGUGGUGUGGAUCAGAAGAAUGUCGAAAGAGAUUACGAGCUCUUCUUGCGGGAUCUGGAGGAAGACAAGGAUAUGCGAGGCGCAAUCAACUUGUACAAGUCAUCUGGUGUGGUGCCGGAAGGAGAGGAUGUCAAGAUGGCUACAUCUACACCUGGAUCCGGUCUGCACGGAGGCAAGAGACGGGUCAAGAAGGCCACUGCUCCUACAGAUGAGGAUCACAGCAUGGAAGUCGAGGAGGAUGUGGUAGUCAGCGAUGGCGGAGCAGACGGUGACAAUGAGUCAGAAGAAGACUUCCCCGAAAUUGAGCUAGAUGAGCUGUUGGAGCAUUUCGAGGAAAUGGAUAUGCAGGAUGGGGAAGACGGCGAAGAGGCAUGAGUCACAAGCUGCUAGAGUGCGUAGAGUCUAUUCCCGGCGCCGCUUCUCGAAUG
Messenger RNA from Kockovaella imperatae, 1814 nucleotides. Its product is annotated as RNA binding protein. The record is from RefSeq and is a predicted model, not a curated record. The coding region runs from base 37 to 1761 and encodes 574 amino acids. Gene Ontology annotation, molecular function: ribosomal large subunit binding. The transcript has 6 exons. Lineage: Eukaryota; Fungi; Basidiomycota; Tremellomycetes; Tremellales; Cuniculitremaceae. Gene Ontology annotation, biological process: ribosomal large subunit export from nucleus. Gene Ontology annotation, cellular component: nucleus; cytoplasm.